CCUGCUGUGGUUUCACUUGAUUUUUUUGUCUUAUCUCUCUCGUACAGAGAUAUAAGUGCUUCUAGCUGUAUUCGAUCCAGGGUGUUGCAAGACUUUGAAGCAAGCUUGGCCGUGUAAAGACAAUUCUGUCAAAAAAAGAGAAACAUCGUGAUAGAAACUCAAUUCACACGUCGAAUUGUCAAGUGACUUUCGAAAACUGUGCACUUUUAAGUGGCUGUAAAUGCAAUUUACAUGUUCUCGCUAAGCAACUGUUGACACGUACUCUGUCAUCUUCGGUUUUCUUGGUCAAGAUUCACCGCGAUUCAAUUGCUGCUGAAAAAAUUUCUCCUCACGCGUUUAAGUCACCUCGACCUCAGAGCAUGUCCUUUUCAAGUGCAAUGCGAGGCGGAAUCAUCGUGGCAGUUCUUGUCCUCCUGAACGCUUCUCUGCACUUGGCAGAUCGCCGACCUAAACCAAAAGGAAGCGUGGACCAAGUUACGUCGAAGAGGCUUCCACCGAGAAAACCAAGGCCGACGAGUUCUCCCAUGAACCAUGUCGCACAGUGUGAUGGAGAGAGUGUGCCAAUUCUACCCCCAAGUUUCACAUACCCCGGCUCUUUGUGGUCCGUCAGGGCCUUGAUGUUUUUGCAGAUCUUACCUGAUGGCACUGUGAACGGAACCUUGGAAUCCGCGAAUCACUACGCAAGGCUGAACAUCCAGAUUGUCAGUGAAAAUGGAUGUAUGGUGCGAAUAAGAGGCGAGGCUAGUCAGCUAUAUCUUGUCAUGGGAGUGAAUGGUACUCUGUCCGCCCAGGUGUGUAUAGUUUUCUCAUUUCUUUCAGUGUCAGUUUUAAGACUUUGUUGUUGCAUCAAGACAUCGGCGCCUAGUAGGUGAUUUUCUUCGCUCUCACAACCUGUCUGCUGUACAACGUUUUGAUCUUGUAAGGGGUGAACCACUUGACUUUUUAGGGGCGGG
Orbicella faveolata is the source of this 953-nucleotide messenger RNA. RefSeq names its product fibroblast growth factor 1-like. NCBI's taxonomy places the organism in Eukaryota, Metazoa, Cnidaria, Anthozoa, Scleractinia, Merulinidae. Gene Ontology annotation, molecular function: growth factor activity. The record is from RefSeq and is a predicted model, not a curated record.